Cucurbita maxima (winter squash) is the source of this 1405-nucleotide messenger RNA. RefSeq lists its product as uncharacterized. The record is from RefSeq and is a predicted model, not a curated record. Lineage: Eukaryota; Viridiplantae; Streptophyta; Magnoliopsida; Cucurbitales; Cucurbitaceae. The transcript has 6 exons. Bases 60 to 950 code for a protein of 296 amino acids.
GCCCACCGUGAUGGAGUGAUUUCAGAGAGUUUGGGAAUAAUUAAAAAUGGCCCAUUCUUAUGCGAAUUGGUAAUUCGUCGCUGCCCCAUUCUUUUCGCUCCUUCCGAUCCACUUCAAACAAUCCGCUUCUUCUUCUUCUUCUUCUUCAUCUUCUUCAUCUAGGGCUUCUUCUUCACAUCGAUAAUUCAAUUCUCAAAGCGCAUCUCGAAUUCUUGACAAUGGCGAAGAAGAGGGAGACGUCCCAGAGGAAGAAGGGCAAAAGACAACCACCACUGAUUGAUAAUAUACCCAAGUACUCUCAACAGCGCCGAAGCUCACCGCCUAAACGCCGCACUGAUUUCUCCUCUCUCUUUUGCUAUUCUUCUUCUAUUGCCCACCAAGGCACAACUGUCUUGCCACAAUUCUCCUUGAAUCACUCAGAUAAUACAAAUGAAGAACUCUCUUCGAGCUCUUUGGUCAAAUGCAGCAACUCCUCUGGGGAAGAUGAUGAACUUAGCCAAUGCUCAAGUCCUGAUGAUAUCCAAUCAGUUGAAUGCCGCCUCAGUGAAAGUUCAUGCAAGGCGUUAAGCAAGAGAAAAGGUACUUCUAAGAUAUCAUACCCUGUUCGUAAAAAAUUACCAGAUUCAGAAAGCAACAGUCUUUCUGAAACUCCAGAGAAUGUACAGUUGUGGUCUACGGAAAGUUUUGAGGAGAGGAGUUCAAACACAACGGCAGAGUUUCAAGAUCAAUCAUGUGCAGAUAAAGGGUCUUCAUCAAACUCUAGCAGAAUUGAAGAUAAUGACCUACACGUCGACAGACGACGAGGAAAAAGGGAAAGAAAGCCAAAAGUUCCCUUCGAUGAAGAGACCACCAUUUCUGUUAAAGCAACAAGAAAAUUUCGUCGAAUGAGGAUAAUGCGGUACCUUGGGCUUGCGGCUCCAGUUGGCUCUCCUUUUUCACCAAUUGCCUGAGCCAUCAUCAUCCAAUCCGGCUUCCUAGUAAAGUUUUCAUUCUGCAGUGUUUAGUAGUUAAUCUGUCAACUCAUUUUGCGUCAGUGAAAAGUUCCUAAUUUUGUUCUCAUAUUUAUAAUCCCAGCAUAUAUUUUGCUUCAUCAUUUGUAAAUAGGCUGAGGUUUUGAUGACAUUAAUUAGAUCCUCCUUUAUUAUUAUCCACCUUUAAUUCCCUUGUCCCAAUACUACAAGGCAUGUUCCUUGAACUUUAAUUUAAAUCAGAGUGCGUAAUUUGAAAUUUUGAUGGUCUAGAAUUUGUGGAUGGACACCUCUCUCUAGCCGGGGGCUCAUUUGAAGAUGGGGACAACAUCCAGGUAUUGCGUAUCAGUUUGAUAAAUUAUGAGUACCUUAAAGAAAUCUUUGCACACUUAUUGUCUAUGUUUGGUUCACCACUUGGAAAUAAUCAUUUUGUUACC